Messenger RNA from Gekko japonicus, 1036 nucleotides. RefSeq names its product molybdenum cofactor synthesis 1 (gene MOCS1). The record is from RefSeq and is a predicted model, not a curated record. NCBI's taxonomy places the organism in Eukaryota, Metazoa, Chordata, Lepidosauria, Squamata, Gekkonidae. Bases 10 to 1029 code for a protein of 339 amino acids. Gene Ontology annotation, molecular function: GTP 3',8'-cyclase activity; 4 iron, 4 sulfur cluster binding; cyclic pyranopterin monophosphate synthase activity. Gene Ontology annotation, biological process: Mo-molybdopterin cofactor biosynthetic process. The transcript has 9 exons.
UCAGGACUCAUGGCAGCCGCCGCGGCAGCUCCCCAGGGGCGCCGGUGUUUACUCCUGCGAACCCUCUUCCGAGGCCAGCUUGGCAUCAGAGGCUGCCGUUCCGGGGUGCCUGUGAGGCAGCAGCAGCAGCAGGCGCUUCGAGUUCCCUCCGCCUCGGCUGAGGAGAUUACAAAAAGAAAAGGAUUCCUAAGUGAACAUGCAGCCCCUUUCUCUGCUUUCUUGACUGACCAGUUUGGUCGCCAGCACAACUACCUGAGGAUCUCCCUCACUGAGAAAUGCAACCUCAGAUCUCAACUGCGAAAGCUAGAAGGGUUACAAACCAUCGCUGUCACAAGCAAUGGGAUCAAUUUGGCCCGACUGUUACCCCGGUUGAAGGAGGCUGGCCUGAAUGCCAUUAACGUUAGCUUGGACACAUUGGUCCCAGCCAAGUACGAAUUCAUUGUACGUCGGAAAGGAUUCCACAAGGUAAUGGAAGGGAUCCACAAAGCCAUUGAACUUGGAUAUGAUCCUCUUAAGGUGAAUUGUGUGGUUAUGAGAGGCCUCAAUGAAGAUGAACUGGUGGAUUUUGUGGCUCUUACAGAGAAGCAGCCCCUGGAUGUACGUUUCAUAGAGUACAUGCCCUUCGAUGGCAAUAAAUGGAACUUCAAGAAAAUGGUGAGCUACAAGGAGAUGUUGGAUACAAUAAAGCAAAGAUGGCCAGCGUUGGAAAAGCUGCCUUGUGAAGCCUCUAGCACUGCCAAGGCGUACAAGGUGCCAAAUUUUCAGGGACAAGUCAGCUUCAUCACCUCCAUGUCUGAGCACUUCUGUGGCUCCUGUAAUCGUCUGAGGAUUACAGCUGAUGGUAACUUGAAGGUGUGCCUUUUUGGAAAUUCAGAAGUGUCCUUGCGGGAUUAUCUACGCUCCAAUGCCACAAAAGAAGAAUUGGUUCAAAUCAUUGGUGCGGCUGUUGGCAGGAAAAAGAAACAACAUGCUGGCAUGCUCAACAUUUCUCAGAUGAAGAACAGACCAAUGAUCCUCAUCGGUGGGUGACCAGUGA